This is a messenger RNA of Xiphophorus couchianus (Monterrey platyfish), 1950 nucleotides long. Its product is annotated as pyrin domain-containing protein 1-like. Bases 263 to 574 code for a protein of 103 amino acids. The record is from RefSeq and is a predicted model, not a curated record. Lineage: Eukaryota; Metazoa; Chordata; Actinopteri; Cyprinodontiformes; Poeciliidae. The transcript is spliced from 2 exons.
AUUCAUUUUAUGUUAAUUCAAAGGAUUCAGAACAAAAGGCUCUUUAGAGAAACUAAACUGAAACAUUCCUGUUUCAGGUGAAUAUCAAAGCCGCAGCCAAGCAGAAAGUAAGACAAACUGAUGUGUUGCUCAGAAAUAUUCAUACCUCUUACCAACCACAGAGUUGAAUAACGUUCAGACGGUUUGUAAUAUUUUUGUCCAAAUAAAAUCUGAAAGAUUUUUCUCCUCAGAGACUCAGAGUGUGGAUGAACAUCUGGCUGCAAUGAUGCAAAGAGCAGCGACCAUCACGUCAGACAAGGAGAUGCUUUUAAACCUGAUGAAAGACCUGAAGCAAGAGGAGCUGAAAGGCUUCAAGUGGUUCCUGAAGAUCAGGGAUGUGAGCUCAGGCUUCCCACAGAUCCCAGUGGGUCCCCUGGACGAGGCCGAUGCCUCAGACCUGGUGGACCUGAUGAUGAAGACCUACAGCCACAGCGCUCUGCAGGUCACCAAGGACAUUUUAAAGAAAAUUAACAGGAAUGAUCUGGUGGCGAUGUUUCCAGGCACCAGCUGCAAGAGGAAAUAUAAGAACUACUGAAUUUAACUUAAAUAACUGAUUUCCAUAUGCUGACCCCAGAUUAGUUCAAUAUAACGAGAAAUGUUAAAGUAUAAAGGGUUCAGUAAGCAUCACUUAUUUAACAGAAUAACCAGAAUUGAUCAUUUCCAGGUAGCGCCCUCUACAGCAGAGGUCUCAAACUGCAGUCCUCAGACUCCUGCAGCCUCCAGGUGUGUUCUUUGUCCUUCACACUUGAAUUAAAUUGUGAAACUGCCUCACUAGCAUGCAGUAAUUAGCUUCUAGAGAGCUAAUACUGGAGCCAGGUGGGCUGAAGCAGAGACAGGACUGACGUUUGAGACGCUGCUCUGUAGCUUUGAGAUCCUGGAGGAUUUGGAUCCUUCCCUUCUGUUGUCUGGCUCCACAAAUGAGCUGAUUCCUUUUAAAACAUCCGUCAGGUGGAGGAAAUUACUUUGUGGGUGUUUUAGUCAUUUUCACCUUAAAUACCAGGCAUUUUUAGUAUUUAUAUUACAAUAAGAAAAUCCCAUGUGAAACAGACUUUCAUGAUGUCCAUCGCUGAACCUGCUGGGCAUUCUGGUUCUGUUCUGGUAAAACAUUUACCAGGUUCUUCUUCUGGACAAAGGCUGGUGAGCAACUCCAGAUCUUCUGCAAAGAAUGAUUAGUGUUCUGACCAAAGAGCUAAAGAGGCUCAUCUCAUCUCCUUAAUGUUCAGACUUGGUUCUGACUCGGUUCAGAAUCAGUUCUGGUUGUUGUGAUUCUGUGGAUCCUCUGACUGACAAACAGAAAAAUCUUUUCCAACCAAAGUGUUCAGAACUUCUGUUAACACCUGGAAACUGGGACGAGGAGAACCUGUUGAGUUGAUUUUUAUUAACAGAUAUCUUUUUGUAAACUGAGCUGGAAAUCUCAGUACUGAAGGUUCUGGAGGACAGCUGUGAGGUUCUACUGCAACAUGGGUCCAACUGAAAAGUUGCUCUAAUGUUCUGACAACCAUCAUUCAUGUACAUAUUGUUCCUGCGGCUUUUUACCUGGCAAGAUUACACAUGCAUGAAAUAAAUCAUUAAAAUCUAGAAAUCUUUGACUUGACCUGUAUGAAGAUGAAACAAGAACAUUUCUUCUUUCUGCUUUUCGUUAAAAUUUUCCACUUUUCUGUUCUCUGUUUUUGGAGAAUCGCUUUAUUGGCGUUCUUCUUCUGAACUCGUUUUAGUUCAUUCCUCGUGACUCGCACCGUUCUGCAGAUAUUUCUAUCUGAAGGUCUCUGCACCUUUUUCACCCUAAGAAUCGUCAGACCUGCUGGGAUUUAAUCUGCUUUUCCUUCAUGGAGAAUUAAAAUCCCCAGAUUAACAAGACGAUGUGGUGACAUCUACUGACCAAAGCUGAAUAAAAUUACUGUUGAAAUCUAA